This is a messenger RNA of Phialemonium atrogriseum, 932 nucleotides long. RefSeq lists its product as uncharacterized. The record is from RefSeq and is a predicted model, not a curated record. The transcript has 3 exons. Lineage: Eukaryota; Fungi; Ascomycota; Sordariomycetes; Cephalothecales; Cephalothecaceae. The coding region runs from base 87 to 932 and encodes 281 amino acids.
CUCCUCUACAACCUAGGAAUUUCAAGUUUCGUCCAGACAUACCUUCGUCGCACCAAUCAGGCUUUCUUCCCUUCAAACCUGUCAAAAUGAACAAGAUGACAUUGAACAUCAAGACGCGGUGGCUUCUCGACCUUUAUCCGUCGCAAACCAUGGGUCAGAACUGGGGCCCUGAUGAACGGUUGACUCCGAACCAAGCCCCCUUCGAUCACACCGACAACAAUCUCCUACGGGUGUUAGAGGCCCCCGUGAACGAGGUACAGCACUUUGCAGAUGGAACUUGCGCUUGGGUUGUUCACGUUGCUCUCUUCGUUUUCGGCGUCCAAGGCACGUUAUGGACUCAAACCGGCAAUUUCGUCGACGCUACCACGCCGCUGGCAGCUGUGGACUACAUCUUCGAGCCCAAUAACCAGAACAACAGGACGUCUAAGGACGUCUGCUCGCACCUCAUCCCCAAGCGCCUGGGGCCGUCCGGCGUCGACAGCAUCAUCUAUCGGUACACCGGUAUGGUAUCCAACUGGCAGAACCACCGACCCGACUGGGACUGCCGCGUGGCCGUCUUGCUAUAUGGCGCGCUGGAUGGCUUUGUCGACUCGUUCACCAUGGGGUUCUACAACCCGGAUCCGACCGCUACCCAAUACCAGGUCCACCAGUUUGUCGUCCCCGUUAGAGCUGCGGAUCAGAACCUGGUCGGCCUCCAGGGCUGGACUAAGCUUGCACUCCGCUGGGAGUCGAUCGUCACCACUGGGUUCCAGGUCGGUGCGAAUGAAGUAAACCAGCUGAAUCUGCACGACUCGGCGGUGAACUUUCCAGCCAACGGCGGCAACAACAUUCCCAAUCCGCCCUUCGAGGUUCUUGGGUGGCACUACGUGCAGUGUGUCUUACGCAAAUGGUCAACCACUGCCUACCGGGGUUAUGCGAAUAUCAACUGGUAA